CUUCCAUUCUUCGGGCUGGCGAGACACGAUUUUUUCCGAACGAGUCGUAAAACCUAAAAAGAUGAAAAUCCUCAUCGCAAUAGCGUCGUUAUUGCAGCUCACGUUCUGCAGCCACGUCGCCAUAAAACUGCCCUACGCGAAUCCAGCGAGCGUGACCUACAUAAAUAAUUUCCAAGGACAGGAGCAUCCAGUUUCUUACAGUGCUGCCGGUUAUUCCCAGCCCCAAACGGCCCAGUACGCAGGCCCAGCCCCAAGCAGUUAUCAGUACCAGUCAGCAGCCUUCAAUCAGCAACAAAACGAUCUUCAGUAUUCGACACCAGUUCAGUAUCAAGCUGGACUUCGUUACGCGACUCCGAGUGCCGCAGUUUAUCCGGCAAAUGUUGCCGCUCAUCACGUUGGUUACGCAGCUGCCCAAGUGCCGGCCGUAGCCGCGGUCCCAUUCGUUAAGCACGUCCCAACGGUCUCCAACGUUCCUGUCACUCGCUACGAGGCUCAUCACGGACUCAUCGAGCAACAAGUUGAUAUUGCCAAGCCUGCAGUUUCUACUCGGAAGUUUGAGGUGCGCAGGCCUGCGAUACAGAAGCAGUUUUACGACAUUGAGGAACGCGUUAUAGUACGACCGGCUGGUUCAGCUCUGGUGGAGCUCGACGAGCCAACCUCAAAGAUUCAGCGAGGGCCGGCGGUGUUAUCCGAAUCAUCUUUGCUCGGGGUGACGGCAUCUCCGCUCUCUCAUCAAUACCUUAGUCAGGCUACGUUGAUUUCUCAAUCCCCAUCAUCCCCAAAUGCCAUUCCAAUCGGGUCCAACACUCCUCUCAACGGGGGUCAAUCGAUUUCGAACUCCGGAGUUUCUCACGCCCCAGAAUUGUCUGCCUCCACCGCUGAUGAAUCGAGUAAAAUUGAGGAGGAAUCCGUCAUCGUGGAUAAUCCAAAUUUCCGCAGUUCCAGUGGCGCCUUGUUUCGCAGCUCCCAGCAAUUAAACGAAAAUCAGGUUGCAUCGAGGGGCCAGGAAAGUCAAUACCAAGAUUACCUUCGCAACGAGUAUAAACAGUCAAACCAAGUCGAAGAACAAUCCCGACAGCGGUAUGAACAGCGGCAGGAACAAAGCAGCUCACGAACGUCUGGACCAAGUGUAAUUACCAGGUCCAAUGCUACACCUUUGAAUACCGAAGCGCUAUUCCCUUCGAGGGAAGCAUCGGCCUCGGUAUUCCCGAGUACUAGAACGAGCCCCGAACAGGGCAGGUCCAAUCAGCAGACCCUCAUUGAUCUGCUGACGGCUCAUGGUGGAAUUACCGAGGUCGGUUUCGCUCGCAAUGGACCUGCAUCCGUGAUUGGAAACGCCGAGAACAUUCGAGCCCGAGUAAUAUCAGCAACUCCAUCUUACGAUAAUGCGAAGCCUGCAAGUGAAAGAGUCUCAACAAGGCGAGUGGUCGUUAGCAAGCCCGUUGAGACCCUACAGGAAAUAGACGUGGCUGAGCCAGUGACAAAGUACGAAAGGACUUCGGUCCAGCAGCCAACCCUCUUUAAAACUGCUCAUCUCGAUCACGUGCAGGUGCACAGUUCUGUACCUGUGAUCGGGAAAGCCCUCACCCCCGCACUUGCCCAUGUAUCCGUUCCAGUUUAUCAGAAGACUGUCUCGCCAGCUGCUUAUCAUUACUACUAACUUUAACGAGUAAAUUAUAACCUCCGACAUCGAAGGGGGAGACGAGAAAACGACUGGGAUCAAACGCACUGACUCUAAAGUGACACAAUAUUGAUUAAAUACGAAUAAAAAAAGUGAUUAAAUCAUAGGUAGGAUGUAGACCGAGUAAUUCUAUAGCUGUAAGAAAAUACAAGCCCGCCAGAUCUCUUGCUAUCAUAUUUUUCACUACUGACAUAAAUAUUGUCGCACAAUCUGUUUGCUCUGCCUUAUAUAAAACGAUAUUUCCUA
Molecule: messenger RNA, 1927 nt
Organism: Venturia canescens
Lineage: Eukaryota; Metazoa; Arthropoda; Insecta; Hymenoptera; Ichneumonidae
Exons: 4
Coding region: 62-1660 (532 amino acids)
Source: RefSeq, a predicted model, not a curated record